Messenger RNA from Aphis gossypii (cotton aphid), 2172 nucleotides. RefSeq names its product E3 SUMO-protein ligase KIAA1586-like. The record is from RefSeq and is a predicted model, not a curated record. The transcript has 3 exons. Bases 1 to 2172 code for a protein of 723 amino acids. NCBI's taxonomy places the organism in Eukaryota, Metazoa, Arthropoda, Insecta, Hemiptera, Aphididae.
AUGAGUGAAAAAAGAAGUAAAAGCACUUUACAUUCAUAUUUCCAAAAAAAAGUAAAAUUAAAUGACAAUCAUCAGUCUCAUCAGUCAUCAGUCAAAUCUACAGAAUCCUGGGAAACAAAAUCAUCAAAUGAUUUAUUGACGAUUAGUGAUCAUCAUAGCCAAGUCGAACAGGUUUGGCCACCAGAAUGGAGUGAGGGAAAUUGGAGAGAAAAAGUAGCAAAAUAUCCAUGGCUGGUAUCUCGUAAUAGAAAACUUGGGUGCAGAGUUUGUAAGGAGUUUGCUGAUUUUAAUUCAUUUAAAAGUUAUAACAUUGUUCUUGCUAAAGAGUGGAUUUCUUCUCAAGUUGAUGGUGGUGAAAACUUAAAAAAAGAAACAAGGCUUGCUCUAUUACGAAAUAAAAUUAAAAAACACAACUCCUCCGAAGCACACAAAACUGCCUUUAAUGUUUCAAUGGAAAAAAGUUCUGAUAGACUUUCUAAUCUUUUUGAAGAAACUUCAUAUAAAAUAGACAAAACAACGCAUUUAAUUUUUCGCACAGCUUAUUAUAUUGCGAAAAACAAUCGUCCUUUUGAUGAUCAUUAUAAACUUUUAGAACUCCAAAAAAUCAAUGGACUACAAAUCGGUAAUACACUACAUUCAAGAUUUUCCUGUACCAAUAUAAUCGAUAACAUAUCAUUAAAAAUGAAGCAAAAAAUUAUCUCUAAUAUAAUAGAAACUGGAGCAAAAUUAUCUGUAUUAAUUGACGAAUCCACAACUAUUAGCACAUUGUGUGGAAUGGUUGUGUAUAUAAGAGCAGCAAUAUCUUGUAAUGAUCCAAUUUUUAUAUUUUUAGAUUUGAUUGAACUCACAAAUCAAUCAGCUGAAAAUAUUGUAAAUCAAUUAGUUACUUGUUUACAUGAUAAUGGACUUGAUGAUAGCUAUUUGAAAGAAAAAUGGGUGUCAUUUGUAAGUGACGGUGCCAGUGUACUACUAGGAAAAAAAAACGGUGUGGCUAAACGUUUAAAAGAUAUUUACCCACUUAUUUUUAGUUGGCAUUGUUUAAAUCACAGAUUAGAACUAGCAGUGAACGAUUCAAUAAAAGAUGUGGGAGCCACUAAUCAUUUUAAAUCAUUUAUAGAUGGACUUUACGUGUUGUAUAACGCAUCACCCAAAAACCAAAAAGAGCUAAAAGAUAACUGUAAUGAUUUAGAUGUAUUAUUUUUGAAAGUGGGACGCGUUCUAGAUGUUCGUUGGGUAGCCAGCAGUUGGAAAGCUGUCAAUGUUGUUUGGAAAAUGUUCCCGGCUUUAUGUAAACAUUUUUCUGAGGCAUCAGAAGAUACUCAAAGAGACUCUAAAGCAAGAAGAAAGUAUCAUGGCUUAAAAUCAAGAUUAGUUAGUCCAGAAUUUGUAACCGACUUAGCUCUAAUGUGUGACUGUCUUCAAGAAUUAACCAUUUUGUCAAAACAGCUACAAGAUCGUUCCACAACACUCAUUAAUAGUCAAAAACAUAUCAAUAGAACAAUUAGAGUAUUAGAUUCUUUUAAAAAUGUACCAGGAGAACAUAUGUCUGAAGUUUUAAAAAUUGAAGAUACUAUGAAGUUCAAAAAUAUUCAGCUGGUCACUAAUACAAAAAUUAUUAGAAUUAAUCAAAGUCAAUUUCUUACUAGUCUAAUUAACAACUUAAAAUCAAGAUUGCUUGAAAAUGAACAAGAUGAUAUGAUUAUUCAAGAUAUGCAAAUAAUGGAUAUAACCAACUGGCCAGAAAAUAUUGACAUACGAUUUGGAGAAACCGAUGUUAAACGUUUAUGUAAACGCUUUAUGCUUAACCAGGAAAAUGCAAUAAAUGGAAUCAGGCAACUAAUUCAUGAUCCAAAAGUUUUACCGAAAGACAUUAUGCCAGAAUUUGAUAAUUUUUAUGAAACAUUUCCUGUUUCAACAGCGGAAUGUGAAAGAGGGUUCAGCUUAAUGAACAACAUAUGUACUAAACUAAGAGCAAGGCUUACCAUGAAGAAUAUUUCCAAUUUAAUGUUUGUUAAUAUUAAUGGUCCUCCAUUAGAAAAAUGGGACCCCAAAGACUAUGUGAAAUCAUGGAUGGUUAAUCAUAGAUCUGCAGAAGAUACUAGAACCAAAUUAUGUAGACCAGCUAUAAUUGCAAAUAGUGAAAACAAAUCAAACCUUUGGAAAAUACUUUAA